AUGCAGCUCUUGAACAUCGUCCUCGCCCUCGUGCCCCUCGUUGCUGUCUCUGAGGCUGCUUGCCACCAGAGCGGCGAGUCUUGGGGUUCCAUGAAAGACUCUAAAAAGACGCACUGCAUCUUCGUCCCUGGCCCCGGCAAGCACGCCGACCUUGAGGUCAAGCGUCUUACAGGCGGCUCCACGACCCUGUCCGAGUAUGAUUGCUACUACUACCUGAAACUUGAGAUCACUGGCUGCGAUAAGGGUGGCCGACGCGCUUACGACAACUAG
Messenger RNA from Fusarium odoratissimum NRRL 54006, 270 nucleotides. RefSeq lists its product as uncharacterized. The coding region runs from base 1 to 270 and encodes 89 amino acids. The transcript has 2 exons. The record is from RefSeq and is a predicted model, not a curated record. Lineage: Eukaryota; Fungi; Ascomycota; Sordariomycetes; Hypocreales; Nectriaceae.